Salvelinus sp. IW2-2015 is the source of this 938-nucleotide messenger RNA. The record is from RefSeq and is a predicted model, not a curated record. Lineage: Eukaryota; Metazoa; Chordata; Actinopteri; Salmoniformes; Salmonidae.
ACAGCUCUAAAGGAGUGGGUGUCUCUGUCUAAAGGAGAGAAGGACAAGCUCCAGCAUCAGAGUGCUGAGGACGGGGAGUUUCUGGAUGGCCUUUGAGGACUUCAAGAAGAACUACACCAAGAUAGAGAUCUGCAACCUGACCCCUGAUGCCCUGGAGGACGAUAAGAUCCACAAGUGGACGGUGUCUGUGAACGAGGGUCGCUGGGUCAGAGGCUGCUCCGCCGGGGGUUGUAGAAACUACCCAGAUACUUUCUGGACCAACCCUCAGUACCGCCUGCGUCUCUUGGAAGAGGAUGAUGACCCAGAGGACAACGAGGUGGCGUGUUCCUUCGUGAUCGCUCUGAUGCAAAAGAACAGACGGAAAGAGAGGAAGCUGGGAGCCAAUCUCUUCACCAUCGGAUUUGCCAUCUACGAGGUACCGAAGGAGAUGCACGGCAACAAGCAACACAUGCAGAAGGACUUCUUCCUGUUCAACUCAUCCAAGGCUCGCUGCAAGUCCUACAUCAACCUGAGGGAGGUGACCCAGCGCUUCCGUCUGAGCCCCGGGGAGUACGUGAUCAUCCCGUCMACCUACGAGCCUCACCAGGAYGGAGAGUUCAUCCUCAGAGUCUUCUCCGAAAAGAGGAACACCUCAGAGGAGAUAGAGAACAGGAUCGAGGCCGACCAUCCAGUGAUGGACGGGACAGGCAGACUCAGCCUGCAGGAGUUCAGACAUCUCUGGAACAAGAUCAAGCAGUGGCAGGGAAUUUUCCAACACUAUAACUCGGACCAGGCUGGUAGCAUCAACAGCUACGAGAUGAGAAAUGCUGUCAACGAUGCAGGCUUUCGUCUCAACAAUCAGCUCUAUGACAUCAUCACCAUGCGCUACGCCAACGAGGGCAUGAACAUCGACUUUGACAGUUUCAUCAGCUGUCUGGUCCGGCUGGAAGCCAUGUUCA